Gymnogyps californianus (California condor) is the source of this 2710-nucleotide messenger RNA. RefSeq names its product xylosyltransferase 2 (gene XYLT2). The record is from RefSeq and is a predicted model, not a curated record. Gene Ontology annotation, biological process: heparan sulfate proteoglycan biosynthetic process; chondroitin sulfate proteoglycan biosynthetic process. Lineage: Eukaryota; Metazoa; Chordata; Aves; Accipitriformes; Cathartidae. Gene Ontology annotation, cellular component: membrane. Gene Ontology annotation, molecular function: protein xylosyltransferase activity.
AUGGUGGCCAGCGGGCGGGCGCGGAAGCUGGCGCGGCGCUACCGGCUGGCGGUGGCCACGGCCCUCGCCAUCCUCCUGCUCCAGGGGCUCGUCCUCUGGACCUCCGCCGGCCUCGACGAGGAGGGACCGGCCGAGGAGCGGCAGAAAAAAGCCAGGUUGCCCGAGAGCAGCGACAGCUCCAAGGACUCAGACAGCUCUGCCGGGCGCCGGGGCAGCGCCAGCCGGAAGCACGGACGAUGGCGGGGACGGCCGGACAGCCCCGGGGUGCUGGUGUCCAAGGUGGUGAGAGCUGUCACGGCGAGACACAAACCGGGAUGGAGGCUGCCGGCCGCGCCGGACUCCUCCAGCCGGAGGAACCUGACGGAGCUGCGUGGGGAGGCCCAGCUAGCCGUCUUCCAGCAGGGCGACACAGGCAGCGUGGAGGGGGCUCCCCAGCCCACCGAGAACAGCUUCGCCCCCAAGUGCGAAAUCACGGGCAAAGACGCCCUCUCGGCGCUGGCCCGGGCCAGCAGCAAGCAGUGCCAACAGGAGAUCGCCAACGUGGUGUGUCUGCACCGGGCUGGCAGCCUCAUGCCCCAGUCUGUGCCUCGCCACUGCCAGCUCUCGGGCAAGGUCAGCCCUGUCAUCCAGUGGGACGAGAGCCGGCUACAGCAGGUGCCCCCCAGCAAGCCGGUGCGCAUCGCCUACAUGCUGGUUGUGCACGGCAGGGCCAUUCGCCAGCUGAAGCGGCUCAUCAAGGCUGUGUACCACCAGCAGCACUUCUUCUACAUCCACGUCGACAAGCGCUCCAACUACCUCCAUCGCGAGGUGGUGGAGCUGGCCCGGCACUACCCCAACAUCCGCGUGACGCCCUGGCGCAUGGUGACUAUUUGGGGAGGUGCCAGCCUGCUGAAGAUGUACCUGCGUAGUAUGAAGGACCUGCUGGAACUGGCCGAGUGGCCCUGGGACUUCUUCAUCAACCUGAGCGCCACUGACUACCCCACGAGGACCAAUGAGGAGCUGGUGAUGUUCCUGUCCAAAUACCGAGAUAAGAACUUCCUGAAGUCUCAUGGCCGAGACAACGCCAGGUUUAUCAAGAAGCAGGGCCUGGACCGCUUGUUCCACGAGUGUGACUCCCACAUGUGGCGGCUGGGCGAGCGCCACAUCCCCGAGGGCAUCGUGGUGGACGGGGGCUCCGACUGGUUCUCGCUGACGCGCAGCUUCGUGGAGUACGUGGUCUAUGCCGACGACCAACUGGUGUCCCAGCUGCGCCAGUUCUACACCUACACGCUCCUGCCAGCCGAGUCCUUCUUCCACACGGUCCUGGAGAACAGUCACGCCUGCGAGACACUGGUCGAUAACAACCUCCGAGUGACCAACUGGAACCGCAAGCUGGGCUGUAAGUGCCAAUAUAAACACAUAGUCGACUGGUGCGGGUGCUCCCCCAAUGACUUCAAACCCCAGGACUUCCUCCGGCUACAGCAACUCUCCAGACCCACCUUCUUUGCCCGCAAGUUUGAGUCGACAGUGAAUCAGGAGGUGCUGGAGAUCCUGGACACGCACCUCUACGGCAGCUACCCCCCCAACACGCCGGCCCUGAAGGCGUACUGGGAGAACGUCUACGACCGUGUCGAUGGGCUCAGCGGCCUCAGCGAUGUCACCCUCACCUUCUACACGGCAUUCUCCAGGCUGGGGCUCCACAAAGCCGCGUCCACGCCAGCAGCAAAGGCCGACAAGCUCUGCAGAUUUGAGCCCCGGGGCUUCCCAUCCAGUGUGCACUUAUAUUUCUAUGACGACCGUUUCCAGGGUUACCUGGUGAUGCAGGAAGUGCAGAAUUUGGCAACUGGGCAGGCAGAGUCCCUGGAGGUGUGGAUGAUGCCCCAAGGAGCUCUGAAGCUGGCAAGUCACGGAGGGCAGGCAAACCGCUUACAAAACCUUGAGGUGGGCACGGAGUGGGACCCCAAGGAAAGACUCUUCCGCAAUUUUGGAGGCUUGAUGGGGCCUUUCGACGAGCCGGUGGCCAUGCAGAAGUGGUCACGGGGUCCCAACCUGACGGCCACGGUGGUGUGGAUCGACCCCACCUACGUCAUCGCCGCCUCCUACGACAUCACGGUGGAUGCCGAGGCGGAGUUCACCCAGUACAAACCCCCUCUCAAUCAGCCCCUGCGCCCCGGCGUCUGGACCAUCCGCCUCCUCCAGUUCUGGGAGCCCCUGGGGGAGACCCAGUUCCUGGUGGUGCCCCAGACCUUCAACCGCAAGCAGCCUCUCAGGAAAGAUGACAGCAACUGGCUGCACGGCGGCCCCCGCAACGAGUACAUGGAGCAGAGCUUCCAGGGCCUGGGGGGGAUCCUCAACCUGCCGCGCUCCGAGGAGGCAGAGGAGGACGCAGUGCGGAAGGCGCAGCUGACGGGCAAGGCGCUGGAGGACUGGGCGGAUGGAGCCAUCGGCGCCUUCUGGUCCGUGGCGGAUGUCUGCGUCGGCAGUCCCUCCGCCUGCGCCUCCCUGGAGACCUGCGGCGAAACCUCCUGGAGCUCCCUCUCCCCGGACCCCAAAUCGGAACUGGGGCCCGUCAAACCUGACGGGCGGCUGAGGUAGCAGGAGCAGCGGGGGGGGGCGACGGCCUUGGGAGCGAGAAGCAUCCUCUGUCACUGGCGUGGGGGGUGUCUCCGGACUACGUCACCCCGUGCCAUUUGCACCGUAGUCACUCGAGGAAGGGAGAAUGGGAACCUCC